AUGGCACCUCGCAGGCAAAACCGAAAGUACGACAUUGUCGUCCUGGGCGCCACAGGCUACACUGGCCAAUUGACGGCGGAGCACAUUGCUUCAAACCUCCCAACAAACGUCAAAUGGGCUGUCGCAGGCCGAUCUGAAGCUAAGCUACAGGCUGUAGUUGAAGAUUGCAAGCAAUACAACGCCGACCGAGCCCCACCUGGCAUAGAAAUCGCCGAUAUUGGUGACGAAGAGGGGCUCAAGUCUCUUGCAGUCAAGACCAAAGUAAUGAUCUCGACCGUUGGUCCUUACUGCAAGUAUGGCGAGAAGGUCUUCAAGGUAUGCGCUGAGGCGGGCACUCACUAUUUUGACGUGACUGGCGAGUCUGUCUGGGUGGGCAGCAUGAUCAAAAAGUACGAAGAUGUCGCAAAGAACUCUGGCGCCAUCAUGGUUCCGCAGAUUGGCGUAGAGUCUGCUCCCUCUGAUCUCACUACAUGGCUCCUCGCUGAGCAUGUUCGCGAUGAGCUCGAUGCCGAUACCAAGGAGGUCACCAUUGCUAUUCAUAAGCUUAAGGGAACACCCUCGGGCGGCACUCUUGCUACAGUCCUCGGUCUCUUCGAUGUCUUUUCUCUUUCCGAUAUCCGUGCCGCGUUCUCACCCUUUGCACUGUCGCCAACUCCUCAUACGGAAAAGCCCGAUAGACAGAGCCUACCUCUUGCGCAUGCACUGUUUGGCUCCCACUAUGAUCCGUAUCUCGGCCGCCUGACCAGUUCUCUGGCCGAUUCAACUGACGCUGCCAUUGUGGAACGUACAUGGGGCCUUCUCCCUGAGAUCCCGUCGCGCAGGGCAGAGUUUUACGGCGACAAGUUUGUUUGGAAGCAGUACAUGAGAGUUGACAGCUGGUUCCAGGGCUUCUUUGUCCACUGGGGCUUGUUAUGGGCCUCGGUCGUGCUCGCGUUACUCCCCCCGGUCCGCAGCCUGCUGAAGAGCCUCGUCACCCAGCCUGGUGGUGGUCCCGACCGCCAAGCUAGAUCGAAGGAGCUGCUGGAGUACCGAGGCAUUGCUGUACCUGACGAUGAGGAAACAACGCAGAAGGCUUUUGCCAAGGCACGAUACGAUGGUAGCCCCUACGUCUUGACCGGUAUUCUGCUCGCAGAAGCCGCAGCUACUGUCCUUCAAGAUGAUGUCAAACUUGAUGGCGGUGUCUACACUCCAGCCUGCCUCGGACAGGCCUUUAUCGACCGACUUGACGAUGCUGGAUUCCAUUUCGAGGUCGAGACGGUGGACUGA
Akanthomyces muscarius is the source of this 1266-nucleotide messenger RNA. RefSeq lists its product as uncharacterized. The record is from RefSeq and is a predicted model, not a curated record. The coding region runs from base 1 to 1266 and encodes 421 amino acids. The transcript is spliced from 5 exons. Gene Ontology annotation, biological process: glycolipid biosynthetic process. Lineage: Eukaryota; Fungi; Ascomycota; Sordariomycetes; Hypocreales; Cordycipitaceae. Gene Ontology annotation, cellular component: mitochondrion; plasma membrane; lipid droplet.